AAAAAUGAUCCCCCGUUUCAACUCAGACUUCCUCCAAAGGCAGCUAGACCUGAAAAAGAAGUUGACCCAGAAUAUGAAGAGAAGAUGAAAGCAGAUCGAGCAAAAAGGUUUGAAUUCCUCUUGAAGCAGACAGAACUUUUUGCACAUUUUAUUCAGCCUGCAGCACAAAAAUCGCCAACAUCUCCAUUGAAAGUCAAGCUGGGACGGCCACGGAUGAAGAAAGAUGAAAAACAGAGUUUGAUUUCAGCUGGGGAUUAUCGUCACAGGCGCACAGAACAAGAGGAAGAUGAAGAGCUGUUGUCAGAGAGUCGAAAAACAUCUAAUGUGUGUAUUCGAUUUGAAGAGUCUCCUUCAUAUGUGAAAGGAGGAACACUAAGAGAUUAUCAGGUUAGAGGUUUGAACUGGAUGAUCUCAUUGUAUGAAAAUGGUGUUAAUGGCAUUCUGGCAGAUGAAAUGGGUCUUGGUAAGACUCUGCAAACAAUAGCGUUACUAGGCUAUCUGAAGCAUUACCGAAACAUUCCUGGACCGCACAUGGUCCUGGUUCCAAAAUCAACUUUGCACAAUUGGAUGAAUGAAUUCAAACGCUGGGUUCCAUCGUUACGUGCUGUUUGCCUUAUUGGAGAUAAAGACGCCAGAGCUGCUUUUAUCCGUGAUGUUAUGAUGCCUGGUGAAUGGGAUGUUUGUGUUACAUCAUAUGAAAUGGUAAUUAAAGAGAAAUCAGUCUUCAAAAAAUUUAACUGGAGGUACCUGGUAAUUGAUGAAGCCCACAGAAUAAAGAAUGAGAAGUCUAAGCUGUCGGAGAUUGUACGUGAAUUCAAGACAACAAAUCGAUUGCUGCUUACGGGAACUCCUUUACAGAAUAACCUCCAUGAGCUGUGGGCAUUACUCAAUUUUCUUUUACCUGAUGUCUUCAAUUCUGCAGAUGAUUUUGACUCAUGGUUUGACACUAAAAAUUGUCUCGGUGAUCAGAAACUUGUAGAAAGACUUCAUGCUGUUUUGAAGCCAUUUUUAUUACGUCGCAUAAAAGCUGAAGUAGAAAAGAGCUUGCCUCCAAAGAAGGAAGUAAAAAUUUAUCUUGGGCUCAGCAAAAUGCAGAGGGAAUGGUAUACGAGGAUCCUGAUGAAAGAUAUAGAUAUCCUGAAUUCAGCUGGGAAAAUGGAUAAGAUGCGUCUGCUGAAUAUUCUGAUGCAGCUGCGGAAAUGCUGUAACCAUCCUUACCUAUUUGAUGGUGCUGAGCCAGGCCCUCCUUAUACCACUGACACUCAUCUCAUCACUAACAGUGGUAAAAUGUUAGUUCUGGAUAAACUGCUAGCAAAGCUCAGAGAGCAAGGUUCCAGAGUUCUCCUUUUUAGUCAGAUGACUCGCUUACUGGAUAUUUUGGAAGAUUAUUGCAUGUGGCGUGGAUAUGAGUACUGCCGACUUGAUGGACAGACACCACAUGAAGAAAGAGAGGAAGCAAUAGACACAUUUAAUGCUCCCAACAGCAGUAAAUUCAUUUUCAUGCUUAGUACCAGAGCUGGAGGUCUUGGAAUUAAUUUGGCAACUGCUGAUGUGGUUAUUCUCUAUGAUUCAGAUUGGAAUCCUCAAGUAGAUCUGCAAGCCAUGGAUCGUGCGCAUCGUAUUGGUCAAAAGAAACCAGUACGGGUGUUUCGACUAAUCACUGAUAAUACUGUUGAAGAGAGGAUUGUAGAAAGAGCUGAAAUAAAACUGAGGCUGGACUCUAUAGUUAUACAACAAGGAAGGCUCAUAGACCAACAGUCUAACAAACUGGCAAAAGAUGAAAUGCUGCAGAUGAUCCGGCAUGGAGCCACACAUGUUUUUGCUUCCAAAGAUAGUGAGCUGACAGAGGAAGAUAUAACCACUAUUUUAGAAAGAGGUGAAAAGAAGACAGCGGAAAUGAAUGAACGGUUGCAGAAGAUGGGGGAGAGCUCCCUACGAAACUUCACUAUGGACACAGAGAUGAGCUUAUACAACUUUGAAGGUGAAGAUUAUAGGGAAAAACAAAAGCUGAGCAUGAUGGAAUGGAUAGAGCCUCCAAAACGAGAACGCAAAGCUAAUUACGCAGUCGAUGCUUAUUUCAGAGAAGCCCUACGUGUUAGUGAACCAAAAGUCCCAAAAGCUCCGCGACCUCCAAAACAACCAAAUAUUCAGGAUUUCCAGUUUUUCCCACCACGGUUAUUUGAACUUCUGGAAAAAGAAAUUCUGUAUUAUCGUAAGACUAUAGGAUAUAAGGUGCCCAGGAACCCUGAUCUCCCAAAUGCAGCUCAGGUACAAAAAGAGGAACAAAAGAAGAUAGAUGAGUCUAUGCCUCUGAAUACGGAGGAAACUGAAGAGAAAGAAAAGCUUCUAACACAGGGUUUUACAAACUGGAAUAAAAGAGAUUUUAACCAGUUUAUUAAAGCUAAUGAGAAAUAUGGUCGUGAUGAUAUAGACAAUAUUGCCCGUGAGGUGGAGGGAAAGUCUCCUGAGGAGGUCAUUGAGUAUUCAGCUGUUUUCUGGGAACGUUGUAAUGAACUACAGGACAUUGAGAGGAUCAUGGCUCAAAUUGAACGAGGAGAGGCAAGAAUUCAACGGAGGAUCAGUAUCAAGAAAGCCCUCGAUGCCAAAAUUGCAAGGUAUAAAGCACCUUUUCAUCAGUUGCGUAUUCAGUAUGGAACAAACAAAGGGAAAAAUUACACAGAAGAGGAAGACAGAUUUUUGAUAUGCAUGUUACACAAGAUGGGCUUUGACAAAGAAAAUGUGUAUGAGGAACUAAGGCAGUGUGUGCGCAAUGCUCCUCAGUUCAGAUUUGACUGGUUUAUCAAAUCUAGAACUGCAAUGGAGUUUCAGAGACGCUGCAAUACUCUGAUAUCAUUAAUAGAAAAAGAAAAUAUGGAAAUUGAGGAAAAAGAAAGAGCUGAAAAGAAGAAAAGAGGAGCAAAAGUUACAGCAUCACAGAAGAGAAAAGCAGAUUUGGCUACUGAGAACUCUGGAAAAAAAGAUGCAAAGAAAGUGAAGUCAUAAACCUGCAAACUGAAUGCUAAAUGUAGAACUGCCACUUUCUUCUCUCCAUCUACAAGUAUUAAUUGCCAACUUCUUUGUAUUCAUGGUACUCUUAUCCCCCAAAUCCUAUGGUUUAAUUUUGCAAAUUUUGUAUACUUUACAAUGUGUUUCUUUAUCUAAAAUGUGUAGCUUUAUAUCUUAUGCAUUCCAGUAUUUCUGUGUACUGUAUUUUGUGAGUUUCAUGUAUUUGACAAAAUUCACUCAGUCCUUGUUUUUUUGAAGCUUGUGCUGAGGUUUUAGCUUUUAUAUGUUUUAUAUGCUGCUGCUGCUUUGAAAGAAAACCUAGAUUCUAUAGCUGUAUUAUUGUUGUUUCAUAUUUUAAAUUUAUAUGGCUGUUGGAAAAUAAACUGACUUACUUAUUUGAA
Antrostomus carolinensis (chuck-will's-widow) is the source of this 3407-nucleotide messenger RNA. RefSeq names its product SNF2 related chromatin remodeling ATPase 1 (gene SMARCA1). Gene Ontology annotation, biological process: nucleosome organization. Gene Ontology annotation, molecular function: ATP-dependent chromatin remodeler activity; ATP binding; histone binding. NCBI's taxonomy places the organism in Eukaryota, Metazoa, Chordata, Aves, Caprimulgiformes, Caprimulgidae. Gene Ontology annotation, cellular component: chromatin; nucleus. The record is from RefSeq and is a predicted model, not a curated record. The annotation marks the transcript as partial. The transcript is spliced from 23 exons.